Messenger RNA from Pelobates fuscus (common spadefoot toad), 2443 nucleotides. Its product is annotated as inhibin beta B chain-like. Gene Ontology annotation, cellular component: extracellular region. The transcript is spliced from 2 exons. Gene Ontology annotation, molecular function: growth factor activity; hormone activity; cytokine activity. The coding region runs from base 650 to 1753 and encodes 367 amino acids. The record is from RefSeq and is a predicted model, not a curated record. Lineage: Eukaryota; Metazoa; Chordata; Amphibia; Anura; Pelobatidae.
AGCUUAAUGAGAGAUUUGUGCAGGACUAAGGGGAGGGGGCAGGGAGUGUAUCACUGAGCUGCAAUAUAUAGGGCAGUGUAACAAGAGGGAGAGACAGCAAUCCACAGGUAUCUGCUCAUGAUCCAGGUUAGUUUCCUCAACAAAGAUAUUUUGCUAAGGAAAGGCAUUUAGAUUCUGCACACACACUGUCUAAGAUAAAUGUCCUUCUUUUUACACCUUUGCCAGUUCUGCAUCCUAUUGAGACAUGUCCAGUGUGGACUGGUAGAUUUUAUUGCAAUCAUCUACAGGCUGGAGUAGAAGGAAAGUCCUAUCACUUCCAUCCCAUAAUCCUCCUGACUCAGCCCUGAACCACUUUUCCAUCACAUCUGCUGCAGGUUGAGGUACCUGGGAGUACUGCAUUAGCUCUUCUGAUUUUAUAUGGUUGACCUGUGUCAUCUGACAGGGGGGAGUCCUGGAGAUUAUCCCAGUCUCAGUAGCCACAUGACUGUUAAUGCUGGACCAGCUCGCUUUUAAAAGCAGGAUGCUGACUCUUUAGGACCACAGCUGAACAAGCUCUGAUAAGGAGAAGGAGCAAGAGACAAGAUUCAGGGCAAGAUACAAAGUAUCAUCAUUUCUCUUUCAAGACUCUCUUUGUGAAGCUUCAUCUCAGAUGGCUCCCAGGUCCCAGAGAGAAGGUAUCUGCUUCUACCUGCUAACCAUGCUAGGUGCUUGGGCAGUUUCUACUCAAGGAGACGUAAAAAAAAACGAAUGUCCAUCUUGUGGAGUCCAGGACAAAGAUGUAAUGAUAGAACUAGCUAAGCAGCAAAUCUUAGAGAAGUUACACCUCAAGGAAAGACCCAACAUCACCCACCCAAUCCCCAGGGGAGCGGUAGCUAAUGCACUACGCAGACUGCACCUAACCAAACCAAAAAUGGAAGGUCUGUUUGGCUCCACCAGCUGGGACAGUAACACAGACAGCGUGGGGAUGGACCAACAGAGCUAUGAGAUCAUAAGCUUUGCAGAAUCAGAAUAUAUCAAUGGAUCAGGUACUAUACUGAAUUUUCAGUUUGCAAGAGAUGAAGAGCAAAAUGUGCAUGUUCUCCAGGCACAUCUGUGGAUCUUUCUCAGAUCUAACAGGACUACGCAGCCCAACCAAACAUUAAAAUUGUAUCUGGUCCAAGAAGAGUUUUCUCAGCGUACAUUGAUAAGUGAAAGAACCCUGGAACCAAGAUGGACAGGCUGGCAAACAUUUUCAUUGAAACAAAUGCUACAAAAAGUCUUUGAUGGAGGAAACAGAAGUUUACAACUAGAACUCAACUGUGAGGGUUGUGAGGACAUGCCAGUCCUGGCCAACCCCGAUGACUCACAUCAGCCUUUUCUGGUUGCCCAAGCUAAAGUAAGGGAGAGAAACCAUCAUGCCACCAAAAGAAGUCUCAAAUGUGAUCAGAACUCCAACCUGUGUUGCAGGAAAGACUUUUAUGUACACUUUAAGGACAUUGGGUGGAAUGAUUGGAUUAUAAAACCAGAGGGGUACCAGAUUAAUUACUGCAAGGGUCUCUGCCCAUUGCACAUAGCUGGUGCCCCAGGCAUGGCUGCAUCAUUCCACACAACUGUCUUAAAUAUCAUAAAGGCCAACAAUGUACAGUCAGUGGGCAACUCUUGUUGCGUUCCCACUAAAAGACGGCCUCUUUCCAUGCUUUUCUUUGAUGGAAACAGCAAUAUUGUAAAGACUGAUGUUCCAGAUAUGAUUGUGGAAGCUUGUGGGUGCAGCUAACAGCCUCCAAAGACUUCCAAAUUUAAAUAAAUACAGAGAGAAGCUGGCUUGUCUCGUAGGCAUUUAGAUCUGGCAGAAAAGAGAAGAAUAAACACCUAAAUGCCUCAAAAUCAUUUGCACAAAUUAUACAAUUGCAAGAACUUCCAUCACUUGCCCAGUAGGUCAUUUCUUAUGAUGAUGAUAGUGAUUGCAAUAUCUUCAGCUAGAUGAAUGUAGCGAUCUGAGCAACCUGUUCCACGAUUCUUGUGGCCAUAUUGACGUUACACCAUCUUUUGGUAUGUCCAGGCCUUUUACAAAUGGACAAAGAACUGCUGCUGCUUUGAUUGGACUACUUCCAAAAAUAUGAAUAUACUGCACACCGAGCUGUAGAUCGCUUACCAAAGAUUAUGCACUUAAGUUUUAUAUUAUAAAGACAGAUGUGAUAGGCCUCCAUCCAUUGAAAUCAUGUUACAAUUCCUAAGUGACAAGGUAAAGGUCUGGAUGGAAAUGAAGAGUCACUAUGGACAUUGAGCAAUAUAUGUCUUUUAUGAUAUAUUUCCAAAGACUUUAUUUAAAUAAUGAUUUUGCUGAACCUUGAAUGUUUUUUUUCCAAGUGCUGAUUGCCUGGCUUUACCAGACCACAAGCAUGUGAUGUAUGACACUACCACUGUUUAUUGUAUUUUAUAAUAUAUUUGUAUAUAUUAUUUUUAU